Messenger RNA from Glycine soja, 1664 nucleotides. RefSeq names its product UDP-glycosyltransferase 79B3-like. The record is from RefSeq and is a predicted model, not a curated record. NCBI's taxonomy places the organism in Eukaryota, Viridiplantae, Streptophyta, Magnoliopsida, Fabales, Fabaceae. The coding region runs from base 68 to 1456 and encodes 462 amino acids. The transcript has a single exon. Gene Ontology annotation, molecular function: UDP-glycosyltransferase activity.
AAUUGGAAUUCCAUAUCAUGAGUCAUGACCAACAAAGGAAUCAAACCUUAAUAAAAAGUCCCCCAAAAUGGCUCCAACAAGAAACCACCUUCUUCACAUUGCCAUGUUCCCAUGGUUUGCAACAGGUCACAUGACUCCAUUCCUCCACCUUUCAAACGAGUUAGCCAAAAGGGGUCACAAAAUCACGUUCUUGCUACCUAAAAAAGCCAAACUACAACUCCAACACCUCAACAACCAUCCUCACCUCAUCACAUUCCAUACCCUCACAAUUCCUCAUGUAAAAGGCCUUCCUCAUGGCACCGAAACAGCCUCAGAGAUCCCCAUUUCCUUGAACCAUUUACUAGUCAUAGCCAUGGACAAAACCCGUGACCAAGUGGAGCACACACUUAGUGCAACAAACCCUGAUUUUGUGCUCUAUGAUAACGCUUAUUGGGUGCCCCAGAUAGCAAAAAAGCUGGGCAUCAAAACCAUUUGUUACAAUGUGGUUUGUGCAGCAAGUUUGGCUAUAGUUCUUGUGCCUGCAAGGAAUGUUCCCAAGGACAGGCCAAUUACUGUGGAGGAACUAAGCCAACCACCAGAAGGGUACCCUUCAUCCAAAGUAGUUCUUACUGGCCUUGAAGCAGAGUCAUUGAUGUUUAUUUCAGUACCCUUUGGUGAAGACAACAUAACAUUCUAUGAUCGCAUAACUAGUGCCUUGAGAGAAAGUGAUGCUAUAGCCAUUAGAACAAGUAGGGAAAUUGAGGGUAACUUUUGUGACUACAUUGCAUCACAGUUUGGAAAAAAAGUGCUUUUGACUGGGCCAGUGUUGCCAGAGGAGGCUGAGGGGAAGUUAGAAGAAAAUUGGGCCAAUUGGCUUGAUGCGUUUGCGAAUGAGUCUAUUGUGUAUUGUGCAUUUGGGUCUCAAAUCAAUUUGGAGAAAGAUCAAUUUCAAGAGCUUUUGCUUGGGUUUGAGCUUUCAGGGUUACCCUUUUUGGUUGCUCUCAAAACUCCUAGAGGGUGUGAGAGUGUGGAAGAGGCACUGCCUGAGGGGUUUGAAGAGAGGGUGAAGGGGAGAGGGGUGGUUUCAAGGGGGUGGGUUCAGCAAUUGUUGAUCUUGAAGCACCCUUCUGUGGGGUGCUUUGUGAACCAUUGUGGGUUUGGGUCUAUGUGGGAGUCUUUGAUGAGUGACAAGCAGAUAGUGUUGGUUCCACAGUUGGGGGACCAAGUUUUGAACACCAAGUUGCUUGUUGAGGAACUUGGAGUGGCUGUUGAGGUGGAGAGAGGGGGAAAUGGGUGGGUCUCCAAAGAGAGUUUGAGCAAAGCCAUUAAGUUAGUGAUGGAUGGAGACAGUGAGGUUGGUGCUAGAGUGAAGAAGAAUCACAUGGAGUGGAAGAAAACUGGGGGCAGUCCUAAUUUAAUGAAUGGUUACAUGGAUAGGUUUGUCCAAAAUCUUCAAGAUUUUCCUCUCCAUGGGUGAUUGAAGGAUUUUUUUCAGAGGGAUGGAAUUCAUCGUUUGCCCACCAAAUGAAAAUGAAAUUGUUUAGAAAAUAAGUUAAGAGAUAAAAUAUCUAGAGUUUAAUGCUCAGUCUACUUUAUGAAUGGUGCAGUUUGACUCUUAUUUAGUAGUUGAAUUCAGUAGUUCAUGUGAUACUUUAUAUUUAAAUAUAUUUUUUAUUUUUAAUAAA